AUGGGAAAUACAUUAGAUCAAUCAUUCGUAGCGGAAAGUUCAUGGAAACCUGACCUGUUCAAAAAUAAGGUGGUUUUAGUGACUGGAGGUGCAGGGACAAUAUGUAGAGUUCAAGUGGAAGCUAUGGUCCUCUUAGGUUGUAAAGCGACUAUCGUUGGUAGAGAGGGGCAAAAGACUGUUGAUGCUGCUAAAGAGAUUGAAACAUUAGUAGAACAUAAAGAAGGUGAAACAAUCGUUUUGCCCAUUGGUGAUGUUGACGUUAGAAAUUUCGAUCAAUUACAAAUGGCUGUUAAGAAAACAGUAGAAACAUUUGGACACCUUGAUUAUGUCAUUGCUGGUGCUGCGGGAAAUUUCAUUUGUGAUGUAGUCAAUUUGUCUGCUAACGCAUUUAAAUCAGUAGUUGAUAUUGAUUUAUUGGGAAGCUUUAAUACUGUAAAAGCCUGUACUCCGGAAUUAGUUAAAUCAAAGGGAUCCAUAUUAUUUGUUUCUGCAACUUUCCAUUACUACGGUGUCCCAUUCCAAAGUCAUGUAGGUGCAGCAAAGGCCGGGAUUGAUGCGUUAUCUCAAAAUUUAGCAGUUGAAUUAGGACCCCUUGGGAUCCGUUCCAAUUGCAUUGCUCCAGGUGCCAUUGAUCAAACUGAAGGCUUUAAGAGAUUGUCUGGCACUAAUUUUAAAGAGGAAUCUGUAAAGAGAAUCCCAUUGCAAAGAUUAGGUAAAACGAGAGAUAUCGCUGAAGCUACUGUAUAUUUGUUUUCACCUGCCUCUGCUUAUGUAACAGGAACUGUUCAAAUUGUUGAUGGUGGCAUGUGGCAUACAGGAACUUAUUUCACUAAUACUUUGUACCCAGAUAAAUUAUUGGAAAGUAUGAAAUCGAAAUUAUAA
Molecule: messenger RNA, 882 nt
Organism: Naumovozyma dairenensis CBS 421
Lineage: Eukaryota; Fungi; Ascomycota; Saccharomycetes; Saccharomycetales; Saccharomycetaceae
Gene: SPS19
Product: 2,4-dienoyl-CoA reductase (NADPH)
Exons: 1
Coding region: 1-882 (293 amino acids)
Biological process (GO): fatty acid catabolic process
Molecular function (GO): 2,4-dienoyl-CoA reductase (NADPH) activity
Source: RefSeq, a predicted model, not a curated record